Molecule: messenger RNA, 2066 nt
Organism: Culex pipiens pallens (northern house mosquito)
Lineage: Eukaryota; Metazoa; Arthropoda; Insecta; Diptera; Culicidae
Product: sodium/potassium/calcium exchanger 1-like
Exons: 2
Coding region: 194-1573 (459 amino acids)
Biological process (GO): negative regulation of transcription by RNA polymerase II; chromatin organization
Cellular component (GO): pericentric heterochromatin
Molecular function (GO): chromatin binding; DNA binding
Source: RefSeq, a predicted model, not a curated record
CGCGUCCUCCCGCUGUCAUCACGCAAGCCACCACCCCCCUGCAGUAUAAACAGCAACACAGCGAGAGGGUGAAAAAAUACGGAAAAAAGCGACGCUUCGUGUUUUGAGUUGAAAAAGUCAGAGGAAAAAGUGCAUUUUCUGUGCUAAAUAACCGGAUUUCCCUCCGAAAAGUGUGCGCCACAGUUCGUUAGCGAUGAGAAAGGAAAAUUUGAAGCGCAAAGGCGUCGACGACGGCGACAAUUCCGGCGAGGAGAAUGACGACACGACCCUGCCGGCCGGUGGAGAGGGGGCUGCGGGAACGGAUCUAACUGGCGACGAUAGUGCCGACGCUGGGGCAGAUUCUCCGUCGCAGGAUGGCGCCAAGGACGACGAUGAGGAUGAGGGUGGAAAGGGUGCGACGGCGGCGGACACGGCCACCGAAGAGAACGGCGACUCGAAGGAGGCCGCCUCGGACAACGAGCAGUUUGAGGACGCGGAAACCGGGGACAAAGCGGCCAAGUCGAAUGGCGGCGGCGGUGGCCAAGAGUCGACCGAGGAGGAAAUAAUCGGCGAAGGCGAUAAGAAGGUUAGCCGGGGCCGUGGGAAGCCACCGAAGAAGGCCAUCACCCAGGAGCAGACAGCAAAUGGCGACGACGACGCCGAGAAGGAGAAGGAAAAUGGUGGCGGUAAAACAUCCGACGACGAGGGUGAGGGGGAUGAGGAAGAGGACGACGAUGAGGAGGAUGCCGGCGGAAAGGAUGACGACGAUUCGGAUUAUGGAAGCUCGAAGCCGAAAAAGGCCAAGAAGGCGGCGGCAGGCAAGCGCGGCGCCAAGAAGAAGGCCGGCAGAAAACCCGCCGCGGCCAAGGCCAAGGGCCGCCCGGGCCGGAAGGCCAAAAAGCAGGAAAGUGAAGACGAAGAAGAAGAGGAGGAAGACGAGGAGUACGAGGUGCAGGACAUUAUCGACCACCGCAAGGAGCGCGGCGGCAAGAUUGUGUACCGGAUUCGCUGGAAGAAUUACGGCGCCUCGGACGACACCUGGGAGCCGGAAGCGACGCUGUCCUGUCCGGACAUUAUCAAGCGGUACAAGGCCAAGUGCGAGAAGGACGACGAAGCACCGCUGGCCAAGAAGGGCAAACCGACGCCGACCAAGGGAAAGAAGGGAGGGCCCGGAAGGAAACCCGCUGCAGUUGCUGCUGCCGGCGGACGUGGCCGUGGACGUCCCGGAGCGAAGAAGGCAAAGGACGACGAGGAUGAAGACGAGGAGGGCGAUGAUGAGGAGGAGACCGAGGCGGAGUACGAGGUCGAACGAAUCAUCGACGUGCACUUUAAGCGUAACGGCGUGCGCGAGUAUCUCGUCAGAUGGAAGGGCUUCGGCGCCAAGGACGACACCUGGGAACCGGCCGACAAUCUCAGCUGUCCGGAUUUGAUCGAGAAGUUUAACGAAAAGCUGGACAAAACCAAGAGCACGGGCGCCAAGGAGCUGCGAGUGAACCGGAAGCACACCGAGCGGCUCACGCUGGUCGAGAAGGGCCGCAAGACGUCCAGGCGCAACGCCAACAAGGGCCGCGUCUCCUACUACGAUGGCGAGUAAAGGCGCGGGAGCGGCCACAUUUUGCACGUGUCUCGUCGAUUUCCUGCCCGCCACCUUCACACCCAUAUUGAGAUGAAUCAGAAACAAUUAUUGCAAUCAAUAUUUGAGGAAAAUAUUACACACACAGACAGACAGACACAACACCUACCCGAUUGCAUUUUACACGUACGUAGAGGACGAUUGAUGUUUAAUACUGAACGAUGUGCAUCUACUUCUUACGCUAGUUUUAAACGUAAAAAACAAAACAAAAAAACACAUUUUCGGUUAUUAUUUUUCGUCACACGUGACGAUAAUAUAUAUUUGUCGUGUCUAGCCAGUAGAGAAAAGAUGGAAACUAUCAUAUUUGAAGAGAUAAAAUAAAAACCAGCGGAAUGAAAAAGGACAAAAUUUUGAAUUAGUGUAUUUGGGUUUGGAUAAGUGAAAAAAAAAACAACAAAAAAACUAUUUGUAUUAAUUACAGAAAGAUAAUAAUAAACUACAACUUAGUAACUAG